Hirsutella rhossiliensis is the source of this 1146-nucleotide messenger RNA. RefSeq lists its product as uncharacterized. The coding region runs from base 1 to 1146 and encodes 381 amino acids. Lineage: Eukaryota; Fungi; Ascomycota; Sordariomycetes; Hypocreales; Ophiocordycipitaceae. The record is from RefSeq and is a predicted model, not a curated record. The transcript has a single exon.
AUGGCUCCGGCCGGCCGGCUCUCCCUCCGGGGCGUACUUCCCACGGUGCCGUCGGCCCUCGAGGCAAGCGGCCUCUUUGCUCGCGACGAUGAAGCCAAGCCCAGCAAGGUCAAGCCGCACGGGGUGCUGGACCCGCACGACAUCAACAACGCCGGCUUCUUUGUCCUCUUUGCCCUCAUCGGCGUGGCCUUUGUCAUCACGGGCAUCUGGUUCUUCUUCUGGGCCAAGAACGGCGGCUUCUACUUUAAAGACAACGACUGGGACGACUACAAGUCGACGGUCCUGCGCCGCAAGGGCCCCAACGGCACCAUCCUCUCGGGCGCCACCCCGACCACCGACCUCGGCGGCGGCAGCGUCUACAAGGACGUGGGCGAGGACGACGGCACCACCGUCGUGACGGAGAGCACGGCCCUCAGCGGCGUCACGGCGGGCGCGAGCGACGUGGUGGCCCGGGAGAAGCGCAAGCACAAGCAAGCGCGGCGGGAGCGAGAGCGCGAGCGGGAACGACGCAAGCGGCGGGGCGACAAGAAGCAGCGCGAAGGACGGCAUGUCGGCGAGGACGGGGGCGUCAUGGACGAGAAGGCGGAGAAGGAGGCGCAAAAGCAGCUGCGCAGCUACCGCCACGAGAAGCCGGCGCGCGUGGGCGGCCUGAACAAGCAAUCGGAAGGAUCCAACUGGGACGGAUCGACCAACGCGACCGAGUCCACAGCCGCGUCGUCGGACCUCCUCUCGAACCGACAGAGCACGCCGACGCGCAGCACCCAGCAGCCGCAGCCUGCCAUCCGCAAGGUGUACUCGACAACGACGGUGCCGUCGGAGCGGGAGACGGAGCGGAUCCGCAGCGAGGCGCGGCGGCUACGCGAGGAGAGCCGGACGGCGCGGCGCGACUUCAGCUACCAGCGGCCCGGCGGGGCGGAGAGCGCGCUGAGCGAGAGCCUGCUCGAGGGAAGCGGCGGCGGCAGCGAGCUGGGGACCAAGAGCUAUCACCACCCGAUGCCGGAGCUGAGGGAGCACGAGGGCGGCAGCGGCGGCGGCGGCAAGGAUGCGGGGCGAGACAAGGAGAGGGAGAGGGAGAGGCGGAGGGAGAGGGAGGAGAGGGGGGCGAGGGGGGGGUAUAGGCGGGGGGGGGGGGAUGAGGAGGUUUGA